GUAUUAUUGUCAUAUAUUCUAUAGGCAUAGAUUUGAAACAAUUGAUUGAUUGGAAUUAUGAUAAAGGUUUGAAUAAAUAAAGAGUAAUGGAAAAAUUGAGGAUUUUGGCGGGGGGAGGGGUUGUGAUUUGUGAAAGAGCUCCGAUCCAUUGUUUAUGUUGGGUUUUGGAAUCCCCAAUUCCCCCAAUUCUCCCAAUAAUGUUUACGUUGUUGUGUGGACAAUGUUUCCAAUUCCAAGCCUUUCAGUUUCCGUUGCAAAGCCACAGAUUACUUCACUCCCUCCAUCCUCAUCUCCCUCCUCCAUCUCCACCAGCCCUAUUUUCCAAAUCCCACAACAACAACCCAUUUUCUUCCAUUGAACUUCCUCCCAACGCCCUCCGCCGCAAGCUCGAUCCUCACUGGAGAGGAGGUUUCAGUCUAGGUGUCGACCUCGGAACCUCUCGCACUGGACUUGCUCUUAGUAAAGGCUUCUCCAUUCGUCCUCUUACCGUUCUAGAGUUGCGAGGACAAAAGCUUGAGGCUAAGCUCAUUCAGAUUGCUGAACAGGAAGAGGCUGAUGAAUUUAUUAUUGGACUUCCUAAAUCAUGCGAUGGGAAAGAGACACCUCAGUCAAACAAAAUUCGUAGUAUUGCCGGAAGGGUGGCAGCCCGAGCAGCUGAAAGGGGCUGGAGAGUUUAUUUGUAUGAUGAACAUGGGACAACAGCAGAAGCGGAAAGCCAUAUGAUUUCCAAGGGUCUCAAUAAAUCUACUAGGCAGAAGAAGAUUGAUGCCUAUGCUGCCAUGAUGGUACUCGAGAGAUAUUUUCUCAUGUCAGGCCAGGGAACCGAACUUUUAGUGCCCAAGAGUCUAGUCUUACAAGAUAAACUUAUCGAGGGACCACCUACAGACCCAGACUUUAAGGAUUGAGGAUGUGCUUCAGGCCAGGAAAAAAAUAAUCUGGGAGAGGCCCUUGGGGUAUUUUUCUCUUUGACGGAUAACAAAAUUGCUAUCAAACAAAGGGUAUUUAUUACUGUUGAAGUGGAAGAGAGCCGCAACCGACUUAGAAAUGGAGGGUUACUUCCUCAAAGCAUGGUCACGGAAUUAGGUGAAAAGAGAUACCGCUGUUCCUAAUGAAGGCUCAAUUGAAGGUUGCGGGUUGUGAGAUGAUGACGACGACGACGCUUUUGACAUUAUAUCUUUAUAACAAUCUUGUCAGAAUCUGUCCUCACAUAUUGAAUUCACCUACACACUUCGGUUAGUUAAGGAUGGGAUUUGCUUUGGUCCGUCCUAUGCACUUGUGCUUCUCCUUGAUCGCCGAAUCGCGUAUGUACUUGGUUGAAAUUAUUUCUAAACGAAGAAAUUGAUUA
This is a messenger RNA of Cucumis melo (muskmelon), 1345 nucleotides long. RefSeq lists its product as uncharacterized. Gene Ontology annotation, biological process: rRNA 5'-end processing. The record is from RefSeq and is a predicted model, not a curated record. Bases 87 to 905 code for a protein of 272 amino acids. The transcript is spliced from 6 exons. NCBI's taxonomy places the organism in Eukaryota, Viridiplantae, Streptophyta, Magnoliopsida, Cucurbitales, Cucurbitaceae.